Molecule: messenger RNA, 4204 nt
Organism: Physella acuta
Lineage: Eukaryota; Metazoa; Mollusca; Gastropoda; Physidae
Product: malignant fibrous histiocytoma-amplified sequence 1 homolog
Cellular component (GO): cytoplasm
Molecular function (GO): protein binding
Source: RefSeq, a predicted model, not a curated record
UCAAAUUUUAAACAAAUCGUGUACACAUUAUGGACAUUUGGGGAUCGUUGUUAGCUGGAUCGAAUUUUAAACAAAUCGUGUACACAUUAUGGACAUUUGGGGAUCGUUGUUAGCUGAUCAAUCAGAUUUUAAACGUCGCAGUCGUAUCGAGGGUCUAAGGCUAGAUCAGAUUUCAAACAUUCAAGUCGGUCGUGUUUACACGUGGGAUAAUCUUAGGUUUUAGUGCAGCUGUUUCUUAACUGGGAUUUGUGCUAGGAAUUGUGAAUAAUCGUGAACAAAAUGCUCUCUUAAAAUAUACAGAUACAGUUUGACCUCACCCCCACCAUGUCAACCAAGUCACCACGCAGGAACUCUACCAGGGACAACUCCCCAUCCAAAACACCGAAGUUGUCCCCCACAGCCCACAGAAAAAGUAUCUCGGGUGACUCCCUGCCCCCCAGACAUCUCAAGUCACCCCCCAAGUCUGGUAGAAAGUCUUCAGCCUCACACACUAUGACCAAACUACAGACCAAAGCUGCUCAAGAUGAGAGAAAGAAAAAAACAGCCCCUGCUCCAGAAAAAGUUCCAGAACUUCCUAAACUGACAGAAUCCGGUCUAAGGAUAGUGGACAUGUCAGGACAAGGGAUGACCAGUGUCCCAUCCUCCCUCAUAAACAGCAAAGACAUCGGCCACCUGAUCCUGUCCUCCAACAACCUGCGCUCCCUCCCCCCUGAGAUCAAACAGAUGACCACCCUGGAGAAGCUUGACCUCUCAAAGAACGGGCUCAAAUGUUCCAACAGCAACGACUUCUCUGGCCUCCCACAAGACAUGGCCCUGCUGACCAACCUGACAGAGCUCAACAUCUCAGAGUGUAAUCUCCCUUUUGUCCCACCUGCCAUCUUCAAGAUCUCCAGUCUCAAGGUGCUGGACCUCAGCAGGAAUAAGGUGAACAUCCUUCUGCCUGACAUAGGGCAGCUGAAGCAGCUGACCAAGCUGAGCCUCCAACAGACCAACAUCACCUCCCUGCCACCUGAGCUGGCCUACUGCCAGGACCUGGAGGAGAUCUACCUCUGGGGCAACACCAUAGAGACACUUCCUGAGACUCUGCCAGAGAUGCCCAGGCUCAGGGUGCUGGCACUCAACUACAGGAGUUUCUGCAGUGUGGUGGACACCCCCUACAUGGAGAACCUACUGAGGAAAGGUCAGAUCAAGUCUGAGCACAUCCCCAGCGUGGUCUUUGAGCUGCCAGCCAUUCAGAUCUUGGACCUGGAGAGCACCAAGCUCAACACACUCCCAGAGAUCUCCAACACACAGCUGCAGGAGUUUUAUCUCUCCAACAACUUUCUACAGACCAUCCCACCUGGUAUAUUCAAGCUCAGACAACUGCGCCUGCUUGACCUGUCCCACAAUUUACUGACAGAGCUGACGGACAGCAUAGGUGACCUUGUGGGGCUCAAGGUCCUGAGACUGGCCAACAACAGCCUGGAGGUCAUCCCAGCUACCCUGGGAAAUUUAAGCCUGCUGGAGGAACUCAAUCUAGCCAAGAACAGAAUAAAGGUCUUGCCAAGAGAAAUCAAAGAUCUGAAGGCACUGAAGAUUUUAAUUCUAGAGACCAACAGGCUGGAGGUCCUGCCAGAGGAAGUGUGUGGGCUAACACAGCUCCACACUCUGGACCUGACCAGCAAUGAGAUCAGGUCGCUGCCCAUACACCUCUUCCAGCUGACCAACCUGACCAAGGCCCACUGCUUUCACCAGAUGACCAAGUCAGGGCUGUGGCUUUACAAGAACCCCCUGGAGCAGCCACCCCCUGAGGUGUGGCGCACCCAGCGCCCGGAACAUAUAUUUGAGUACCUCAAGAAACUCCUGAUAAUGAACACAGUCAACCUGCAGAGGCAGAAGAUUGAGGUGCUGGGGGAAACUCAGAGUGGGAAGACAAGUCUGGUACAGUCAAUGACACAGAGGAAGUCCAUGCUGACUGGAGGACUGCGGGACAGGACACGACUUGUACAGCACACCAAGUGGGAGACUGAGAACAAAGUCAAGUUUGCCAUCCAUGACUUCGGGGGGGACAACACGUACCAGAUGCUUUAUAAAACAUUCCUAGACAGCACGUCUCUCAAGCUCAUAGUCUACAACGCAGCAACAUUCAGUGAGAAACAUUUCUACCACGCAGUUGGUCAGUGGCUGGAUCUGUUGAGUACAUGUACACCUGGCGCUGUGGUCAAAAUCAUCGGGACACACGUUGACCAGCUCAACUUUGAGGAAGACGACGACGAAACAAAAACAUUCUUUUCUUCAGAACAUGAACUCAAGCUGUUGUCCGCAGCGUCAGUUGACCUUGAUGGAGAGGAGGAAAAUGAUGCCUUCUCUGAGAGUGUCAACGACCAGAACAGCACAAGAAUCACCAGCACGCCUCUGGUGCCUGACCCCCCUCACCAUGAACUGGUGCGGGACAUGGUGGCCAGACACUUGAGCCAACAAGAGGAACAGUACCAGCAGCAGUUAAAAAUCAUUGAAAAAGACAUCGCCAAGCUGGAGAAAUCUGGCUCGUCUGAACUAACAGACAUUGAAGAAGCUGCUCUGAAAAUGUUGCGAGUCAGGCAGCAGAAAAUCAAAGACAUUCUCCUCCACCCACUGAGAAUCCUCCCUGGGGUGGCAUCAGUCAGCUCAGCAGACACACUUGAAGGCAUCCUGCCUCUGAUUGAUGAGCUGGAGCAUAUUGCGAUAGACAAAAGCUUGUUCCCACAUGCUCAGUCCCCAGUGCCUGGUCGCUGGAAACGUUUUGGGGCAGUGAUCAAACAAAGCAAAGGCUUCUAUGUUUACUGGGAGGACAUGGAGGUGACAGCACACAAGUUUGAUAUACAGGGGGAUGAACUCAAGGAAUGCAUCAAGUACCUCCACAAUACUGAUGAAGUCCUUUGGUAUGAUCAGCUCCCUGGGCUCUCUGAAAUCGUCUUCCACAAGCCAAGGUUCCUGGUGGAGAUCUUUGCCAGCCUAUUCAGGCAUGACAUAGCUGAGUUCUUGCAGUAUGAGAACAAAGUGUUCCUCAGCAGAGGGCGCCUCAAGCUGCACCAGUUCCAGGACACAGCAAACCUCUUCAUCCAGACUGGGCAGAUCUCCCGCCCACUGCUCAACUGUCUCUGGUUUGACCUCAACUUAAACAACGACAGUGUGGCGGAAUUAUUAGAGUUACUUCCCCUGUUUGACAUCUGUUUUGCCGUGCCAGAACCAGACGUGCCAACUGGCCCGCUGUACGCGCGUCCACUCCUUGUGCUGCCCUGGUACAACAGAGACACGGACACCUCCCCACUGCAGGAGGUCUGGCCUAAGGUCAGCGGGCACAAGGAACUAGCGGUCAUCUACGAGUUUGAGUUUCACUUCCCCCCUGAGAUCUUCUCCAGCGUGUCCGUCCAGCUGCAGGACGUGGUGGACGAGAGGAUGGACUGGAAGGACCACAUCUACGCCUGCAGUGAGACAGAGAAGCUGCUCCUUCAGCACUCCACCCAGGGGUCAACGACCCUCCUGACCGUGCUGGUUAGAGGGCCGGAGUUUGCUGGGGUCCAAGAUUUUAUGGAGGAGCUUGUGGACAUGAUCAACACACUGCUGCUCAAGUACCCCGGCCUCUACUGGAAGCUGACCAUACCCAUGGGGGCCAGCAGUCUCCAGCUGCUCAAACUGGGUGACAACGACGGGGCCAAAAACUACACCCCAGGACGCAGAGGAAGCCGACUCAUUAAACCAAUGUCUUUCAAAAGUUAACAUGCCAGGUGACAUUUACUACACUAACCAACUUGGUUUACAAAAAUUUCAUCAAGCAAACUAAAGCUGAACAGUAUUUGUUUAGUUUUAAAUCUGAAAACACUAAGUUACGUAAUAUAUUCACUAUUUAUAAAUGAAUAUAUUUUCUAAAGCCCUGGGCAUGAUUCUGAACUCAUUUUUCUUACUGCUAAACUGUGUAACAAACUCUGCAAUGAUUUGUGGAGUAGAUGACACUGUGUUGUGAUUUCAUAAGAUCAAAUAAAAGACUGUGAUAAGGACAUGUACAUAAAACAUAGCAAACUGUGAUAAUCUUUAAAAAGGCAACUGUUAAGGUGUUUGUAAUUUAAUGUUUCAAACUGUAAUUUACUGCAGUAUUGUUUCUAAAUAUUUAUUCUAGCAAAAUGUUUUAAUAACCUUGUAGCUUUGUAAGUUAUAAAUUAACAAAGUGCAUAUAAAAAUUAAAAGU